Molecule: messenger RNA, 282 nt
Organism: Anisakis simplex (herring worm)
Lineage: Eukaryota; Metazoa; Nematoda; Chromadorea; Rhabditida; Anisakidae
Source: the annotation of a GenBank genome assembly
AUGGCUGAGCCGAAUACACGAGGCAAAGAUACAGUUGAUAUGGCGAGGAGACAAGCUGCACAGAUUUGUGAUCAGUCAAACAAGUAUAGGAGUGGUGUGUCGAUGCUGUUAUGGCAACUGUGUGCACUGUUACGAAAACGUCUUGUGUGCACUUUGAGAUUAUGGUCACGACUGAUCCAUCAGUUGUUCAUACCAGUAUUGCUCUUAGCCGUUUUCGCGUACUUAUUGAAUAGACCGCCGAAAAGAGAUUAUGAUAAAGGUUUUCAUUGCUUCAUAUUCUGA